UCAUUAUUAUGAGUUUGUAUCCUUGUCUCUUCUUUCUCUGCCAUUACAAAGAGAACAUACAAAUCUGAAAGUUACCUUAAGAUUCACGAUGUUUUGUUACGUUAAUUAAUGCUUUAAUUGUUGUGUUAAUUUGAUGUUAGGUGACAACAAGGUUAUUUAAAUAAUUUCAAGUUGGAAUCAGAAACAAGUGCAUCUUUCUUCGUUUACACAGAUUGAGAUAAAGAUGGUGAUGCGAACUGUGGAUCUACGGUCAGACACCGUGACUAGACCUACCGAUGCGAUGCGUGAAGCAAUGGGAAGCGCAGAAGUAGACGAUGACGUCCUCGGCUACGACCCAACGGCUCGACGUCUUGAAGAGGAGAUAGCCAAGAUGAUGGGGAAAGAAGCAGCUCUCUUCGUGCCAUCCGGUACAAUGGGGAAUCUCAUAUGCAUUAUGGUUCACUGCGACGUGAGAGGCAGCGAGGUGAUUCUUGGAGACAACUGUCACAUCCAUGUCUACGAGAACGGAGGGAUAUCAACGAUAGGAGGCGUGCAUCCCAAGACAAUCAAGAAUGAAGAAGACGGGACGAUGGACUUGGGGGCUAUAGAAGCAGCUAUUAGAGACCCUAAAGGAAGCACGUUUUAUCCAUCAACAAGGUUGAUUUGCUUGGAGAACACACACGCCAACUCUGGUGGGAGAUGUUUGAGCGUGGAAUAUACAGAUAGAGUUGGAGAGAUUGCGAAGAGACAUGGUUUAAAGCUUCAUAUCGAUGGAGCUCGCCUUUUUAAUGCUUCCAUUGCACUUGGAGUUCCAGUCCAUAGGCUUGUACAGGCUGCUGACUCUGUUUCGGUGUGUCUCUCUAAAGGUCUUGGAGCUCCAAUAGGAUCUGUAGUCGUUGGUUCACAGAGUUUCAUAGAAAAGGCGAAAACGUUAAGAAAAACAUUAGGUGGAGGAAUGAGACAAAUAGGCGUCCUGUGCGCAGCCGCUUUGGUUGCACUUCAAGAGAACCUCCCAAAGUUACAAUUUGACCACAAGAAGACAAAAUUGUUAGCUGAAGGGUUGAAUCAAAUGAAAGGGAUUAGAGUGAACGUUGCAGCCGUGGAGACCAACAUGAUUUUCAUGGAUAUGGAGGAUGGAUCAAAACUCACCGCUGAGAAACUGCGCAAGAGUUUAGCUGAGCAUGGCAUUCUUGUCAUCCCGGAAAAUUCGUCUCGGAUCAGAAUGGUUAUACACCACCAGAUAACAACAAGUGAUGUGCACUACACAUUGUCUUGCUUUAAACAAGCAGUGCAAAUGAUUCAGGAACCAAGCCGGAACUGAUCUGUCCAAACCGAAAAUGUUUUUUUUUUUAUAAAUGUUGUUUGUCCAAGUUCCUUUUUACUUAAAACUUCAAGGAUUGAUUGAUAUCUCAAUGAAAUUUGAAUUGAAUUUGUCACUCA
Brassica rapa (field mustard) is the source of this 1419-nucleotide messenger RNA. Its product is annotated as probable low-specificity L-threonine aldolase 1. NCBI's taxonomy places the organism in Eukaryota, Viridiplantae, Streptophyta, Magnoliopsida, Brassicales, Brassicaceae. Gene Ontology annotation, biological process: glycine biosynthetic process; L-threonine catabolic process. The record is from RefSeq and is a predicted model, not a curated record. Gene Ontology annotation, cellular component: cytosol. Gene Ontology annotation, molecular function: L-allo-threonine aldolase activity.